Zygotorulaspora mrakii is the source of this 723-nucleotide messenger RNA. It is a transcript of the gene MRP20, whose product is annotated as mitochondrial 54S ribosomal protein uL23m. Gene Ontology annotation, biological process: mitochondrial translation. The transcript has a single exon. Bases 1 to 723 code for a protein of 240 amino acids. Gene Ontology annotation, molecular function: structural constituent of ribosome. The record is from RefSeq and is a predicted model, not a curated record. NCBI's taxonomy places the organism in Eukaryota, Fungi, Ascomycota, Saccharomycetes, Saccharomycetales, Saccharomycetaceae. Gene Ontology annotation, cellular component: ribosome; mitochondrial large ribosomal subunit.
AUGCUCGCUAUAAAUACGUUAGCAUCACUGAUAUCUUCAAAAGGGCUUCUAGGACUCAGAUCUUUGGCUACUGUAGCAGGAACAAACGUGGCAGCAUCCACAAAAACCAGGGUUAGUGAUACCAUCCUUUCCAGGAGUCGCGAAGAUAUCGCUAAGGGGACAGCACAUUUUAGACUUGGUGGAAAGAAACUUUAUUUCCCAAAAGCGCGUGUCAUCCUAUUGAGACCCAAUGCAAAGCACACACCCUACCAGGCAAAAUUCAUUGUUCCAAAGUCUUUCAAUAAGCUAGAUUUAAGAGACUACUUGUUUCAUCUUUAUGGACUAAGAGCAAUGAAUAUAACAACUCAACUGCUACAUGGUAGGUACGCAAGAGUCAACUUGGGCACACCAAGAUAUAGAGAACCACAAAUCAAGAAGAUGACAAUAGAUAUGGCAGAACCAUUUAUUUGGCCUGAAGAACCUAAAAAAGAAGAGAAUAAUGCAUGGAACGAUUAUUUGGUGAAAAACUUGCAAAAAUACAGAGAAGAUAGAUUACGUCUGGGGUCUGAUGAAUUCAAACCUGGUACAGCCUUUGACGGAGCCGUAGGACCUUUCAAGCAAGUCGCACAGCCAUUCAUUCCAAAAUUCUUGGGUAAAAGAAUUGAAAACAAAAAAACCAGGUAUCAAGCCAAGCUUACACGCAUGAGGCAGCUAUCAAAACUAGACAAGUUUGUUAAUCUUUGA